This is a messenger RNA of Naumovozyma castellii, 2451 nucleotides long. RefSeq lists its product as uncharacterized. Bases 1 to 2451 code for a protein of 816 amino acids. Lineage: Eukaryota; Fungi; Ascomycota; Saccharomycetes; Saccharomycetales; Saccharomycetaceae. The transcript has a single exon. The record is from RefSeq and is a predicted model, not a curated record.
AUGACUGACACAUCAAUAGGAAAAGUGAAUGCGGCAGAUCCUGAAUGUAAUCCCAAAUACAUACGACCAAAUGAAUACAUAGAUGAUUACACUGCACCCAAAAAGGAGCCCCCAGCAAGGACAACAACACCUACCACUACUACCACCAUGAAAACUUCAAAGGAUAGUAAGACAAACGACUUCAAUACUAAUGACCCCAGUUUCGUAACAUCAACAAGUAGUAAUACAAGACCAUCGGAGAGUUUAAUGGCUUCUCUGGAUAGUUUUGGACGUAGUGUCUUAAACGCGUCGCCUAGGUCGUCCAUUUCUUCCAUGUCUGCUAGUGCUGCUAUGGAUAGAUUGAAAAAUCCUGAGAGAGAUAAAUUGCCCUUGAAUGCUAGCGCUACAUCUGUAUCUUCCAAGUCUGAAAACAAGGAGGAGGAAAACAUAGACUCCAAAUAUAAAUAUGAUUGGAAUGAACUACCAAAGGCAACGUCUAGUGUUCUGAUAAGGAAAGGAAAUUUAAAUAAAGUUGAAGUUAAGAAGGAUGGCAUAAAAAAAAUGGUCGAGUAUGAUCCCAUGUAUAAUAAGAGGCUGGCAGAAAUGGAUUUAUUUUUCACGUUUAAUUUGAAUUCCACUCCAAAGGAUGCACUUAUUAAUUCUAAGAAAAGAGUAUUAUCGUAUACAAGUUUCUUGACGGAUUAUUUGAAAGUGAGGAAGAGUGCAUUUGAAAGUUAUUCAUUAGACGUUGAUGUUAUCACUUCGAUUGAGACUGUUUUAAAGAGUUAUAUUUCAUUUAAUCCCUUAUAUGAUUAUGGUGAAAUAGAGAGAAUAUUGGAAUUAUGGUAUUUGCAAGCUGAUAAAUUCUUAUUACAAUCCAAUUCGGGUAUCUUUUCAAAUGAAAUUAUACAAUAUUUAUUAAAGAGAAAAUCUCUGUUGAGGCAGUCAAAUCAAAGUAAUAAUAAUUCUUUAGAAGCUAUUGAAUCUUCUAAAGUUACAUUUAAUGAAGCUUACGAUGAUAAGACCGAAGGGAAAGUAGGUAAUGAUUCAUUAAUAGGUUAUCAGUAUCAUGAUAUCGAUAUCUUACUGAUAAGACCAAAACUUUGCCACCAACGAGGUUGGCAAUUAGCAUACGAUGAACCAAGUUUAAAUAUAGCCGAUUUCGAAUUAGAUACAUCGCCAUGGCUUGAACAUGGAUCAGCUUCCUCUCCAACAAUAACUGAAGGUAAAACUAUGGCAAGUAACAUGGACAAAUAUAUUCCAAAAAAUAUGGGUAUGGUGAAAGGAAUUCCGACUCUAAAAAUUGUAAAAGAUAUGAGUGAGUUGAAGGAACUUGAUAGUGAAACUGCUCCUAAUUAUAUGGUGGAUUGCAUGGAUAGAAAAAUAUUUGCUUCAAAAUCAAAUAGACCGUCUUCGGUGGAUGAAGCAGCCUUGGCCGGAGAACAGCAGCAGCAACAGCAACAGCAACAGGAUAUUACUGCUUCAAAAAGAAAUAAAAAAGGUAGGAAUAAAAAUACAAGGAAAUCAGGAAUGUUGAAUUUUUUCAAAAGGAAGCAUUCUCAAUUAACUUUACCUGCAUCUUCAGUGACUCCAACUUCUGCUGGAUCUAUAAUAUCGGAAAAGACGAUGUCAACAGGGGAUCAAAAUGAAAAUAACCAAAAUAUCUGGCUCGAGGAUUACUUUUGCAAAGCAUUGAGUAAUUACCAAAGAGUUAUAUUACCCACUCAAUAUAUACUGCCUGGGGAUGGUAAAUUAUUACAAGUGCAAACUACUGAAUCUGAUGAUUCUUCAUUAUCACUAAGUUCCAGAAGUAAAGAAUCAUCGAAUUUUAAAUCACAUGAAAAAAAUGCACUCCUUUAUGGUAAAGAAUUUUUACAAAUAAGAUUACCCUUUAAGACAGAUUCUAUUCCCACUAUAUCAUGUCCUGGAAUUUGGACAAACCUAACCUAUAAUAAGUGGAGAGCAUUGUUGAGAGAAAUGUAUAGAUGCAUAAUCCCUGGUGGAUACAUAACAGCAAUUGUUGCAGACAUUAAAGUUUCAAACUCGUAUAGGGAACAAAAUGACACGGAUGAUGACACACUUUUCGAAACGACAUUGGAAAGAGACAAAAGUUUUGAUGCAAUGACAUUGGAGGCCAUUAAUAAAGGGCUUCAUAUUCAUCCAACAAAGCAUAUGACCAAGAGUUUCAAGGAGGUAGGAUUUACAGGUAUUAAAUCAACUGUAUUAAGUUUAAAGACAGGUGAUUUCAAAGAUGAUAUGGGGUGUCUAGAUGAGUUCGUAUUUUUGCAAAAUUGGGAUUACACUCUAAGGAGACAACUUCCUGAUGGUGCCAAUCCUCCAAAGGGGCUAGAUCCGACGACACUAUUCGAUAGGUAUGUUAAAGAGCAUUGGGGUAAGAUUGAUGAUAACGCAGGAUGUUUCAGAACUCUUUAUAUUGUUGCACAAAAACCCAAAAGACAGGCCUAUAAAUAA